AUGGCCGGGGACACCAACUGUGUGGAGAUGUUCUGCAGGUUUAAUCAGACAGAUCCCUGUUACGCAGCUCUGGGACACAAACUCUAUCUGCAGAUGGUGACGGACACUCGAGAUCAACACCUGUGUGUGAUCAGAACAGAUUCAGGGACAUACACAUUAGUGCUCUAUAAUUCAUACGGCUCAAUUACACAUGAUGUAUAUCUUCCAGUGAUUGUUGAAGCUCCUAUUGGCUCAGUGGAAGUGUCAAUCAAUUGCUCGUCCAGUGGGGAGAAGCGAGCGUCCUGCUCCUCUGAGGGGGAUCAGCUCAACUUCAGAUGGACUCUGAAUGGACAAGAACUGGAGGAUAGAAAUAACAUCAUUCAUCUGGAUGAGGAAACUUCUGGAAACAUCAUCUGCACUGUGAACAACCACGUCAGUCGUGGACAGAAGAACAUUAGUGUAAACCGAUGUCCUGUUGAGUGUUCAGUGUCUGUGGUGUUUGUGGUGGUGUGGAGUUUGGAGAUGAUGCUUCUGUUGACUCUGUUAGGAGGUUUUCACAUCUACAUCAGAUACUGCAGCACACACACAUCAGGAAGGAAACAGGAAGAGGAAAUCACUCUAUAGAUCAAAACUGAGAAUGACAAGAUUUAGACACCGACAUCAACACAGAACAGAAGAUUCAUGAGAGAAACGGCAGAUUUCAUCACAGAUAUUAGAAAUCAUUUCAUAUGCAGUCUUUAGUUUUGAAAAUGUCUUUUGAUUUUGUAUCGACUUGAGACUCAUUUCAGUUUAUUUUUGUGUUGAAUGAACUAUCUGUGUUUUAUUUGAUUAUAUUCAUCUGCUUCUGUUCAGUCGUGAUGAUUCACUUGUCAGAAUGAUUCCUCUGAAUCAAAUGUGACAGUAUCAUCAUGUUGUUGCCCUUUGGGUUUAU
Molecule: messenger RNA, 910 nt
Organism: Xyrauchen texanus (razorback sucker)
Lineage: Eukaryota; Metazoa; Chordata; Actinopteri; Cypriniformes; Catostomidae
Exons: 6
Coding region: 1-603 (200 amino acids)
Source: RefSeq, a predicted model, not a curated record